Messenger RNA from Quercus lobata, 798 nucleotides. RefSeq lists its product as uncharacterized. The record is from RefSeq and is a predicted model, not a curated record. Lineage: Eukaryota; Viridiplantae; Streptophyta; Magnoliopsida; Fagales; Fagaceae. The transcript has a single exon. Bases 1 to 798 code for a protein of 265 amino acids.
AUGGAAGCGCACCCAACAUGCCACUCAGAACAAGGCCCUCGUCCAAAAAAGAGAUGGACGGAAGAUAAGAAGGAACGUGAUAAUAGGAAGACGGGUCUCUUGGGAAGAAGCCAGAACUACACGUCCCUAAACGCUCCACUUGAUCAGGUGCUCAUGCAAAUCAAAUAUGACCCUUCUCUAAAAUGGCCAGAGAAGAUGAAAGGAGAUCCCAAUAAGAGUAAAUAUUGUCGCUUCCAUAGGGACCACGGGCAUGACACGGAUGAAUGUUAUGACCUGAAGUAUCAAAUUGAGAAUCUUAUUAUACAAGGAAAGCUAAGGCACUUCGUUGGAAGGGAUCAUAAAGAUGAUAAGUUGAAGGGAAAAAUGGAGGAAUCGUCCCGGCCCCCACUAGGAGAAAUAAGGAUUAUCAUAGGAGGAAACUCGACGGGACAAUCUUCCAAGUCGAAGAAGACAUAUCUCAAAGUGGUGCAAAAUGUCCAACUCUCUAGACGAUCACCAAGGACGAGAUCAAUGGACGAGCCAGCCAUUUCAUUCACCGACGAAGAUGCUGAGAGGAUCCAUCACCUGCAUGACGAUGCAAUUGUCAUUACUCUGCUUAUUGCAGAUUAUAUAACCAAGAGAGUGUUAGUUGACAAUGGAAGCUCAGCAGAUAUAUUGUACUACCCUGCCUUCCAACAGAUGAGGCUUGGGCGGGAUCAACUUCGUCCAGUGUGCUCACCAUUGAUAGGGUUCGGAGGAAUGAAGGUGCAACCCGUAGGCACCAUUACAUUACCAGUAGUGGUAGGAUCAUACCCGUAG